Candoia aspera is the source of this 4276-nucleotide messenger RNA. It is a transcript of the gene PCDH7, whose product is annotated as protocadherin 7. Gene Ontology annotation, cellular component: plasma membrane. Gene Ontology annotation, biological process: homophilic cell-cell adhesion. Lineage: Eukaryota; Metazoa; Chordata; Lepidosauria; Squamata; Candoiidae. The record is from RefSeq and is a predicted model, not a curated record. The transcript is spliced from 2 exons. Gene Ontology annotation, molecular function: calcium ion binding. The coding region runs from base 10 to 3294 and encodes 1094 amino acids.
UCCAGCAAGAUGUGGAAGAUGCCGGCGCUCCUAGGUUUGGUGCAGUCGCGCUACUGCUGCUGCCGCUGCUGUUGCUGGUUUCUGCUGCUGCUGCCGCCGCCGCUUUGGAUCAGCCUGGCCGCGGCUAAGCAAGUGCUGAGGUACCGCUUGGCCGAGGAGGGGCCGGCCGACAUCCGGAUCGGCAACGUGGCUUCGGACCUGGGUAUCGUGACCGGCUCGGGCGAGGUGACGUUCAGCCUGGAGUCCGGCUCGGACUACCUGAAGAUCGACAACAUGACGGGCGAGCUGAGCACCACCGAGAGGCGCAUCGACCGCGAGAAGCUGCCGCAGUGUCAGAUGAUCUUCGACGAGAACGAAUGUUUCCUGGACUUCGAGGUGUCGGUGAUCGGGCCCUCGCAAAGCUGGGUGGACCUCUUCGAGGGCCGGGUCAUCAUCUUGGACAUCAACGACAACACGCCCACUUUCCCUUCCCCGGUGCUCACCCUCACCGUCGAGGAGAACCGCCCGGUGGGGACCCUCUAUCUGCUCCCCACUGCCACGGACCGCGACUUCGGCCGCAACGGCAUCGAGCGCUACGAGCUGUUGCAGGAGCCCGGCGGGGAGGCCGGCAGGCGCGGCGCGGGGGCCGCCGCCGCCGCCGCCUCCGACGGGGCCCUAUACCCCGGCGGCGGCAAGCGGAGGCAGGAGGCAGACGGCCCGGCCCGGAGUAGCGUCUUCGAGUUGCAGGUGGCCGACACUCCCGACGGCGAGAAGCAGCCGCAGCUGAUCGUCAAAGGGGCCCUGGACCGCGAGCAGCGGGACUCGUACGAGCUGAGCCUGCGGGUGCGGGACGGGGGGGAGCCGGCGCGCUCCUCGCAGGCCAUCCUCCGCGUGCUGAUCACCGACGUGAAUGACAACAGCCCUCGCUUCGAGAAGAGCGUCUACGAGGCGGACCUGGCCGAGAACAGCAGCCCCGGCACCCCUAUCCUGCAGCUGCGGGCGGCCGACGCGGACGCCGGGGUCAACGGGCAGAUCGAGUACGUCUUCGGGGCGGCCACCGAGUCGGUGAGGCGCCUGCUGCGCCUGGACGAGUCGUCGGGCUGGCUCAGCGUCCUGCACCGGAUCGACAGGGAGGAGGUGAGCCAGCUCCGAUUCACCGUCAUGGCCCGGGACCGCGGGCAGCCGCCCAAGAACGACAAGGCCACCGUGGUGCUGACCAUCCGCGACGAGAACGACAACGUGCCCACCAUUGACAUCCGCAAGAUCGGGCGCAUCCCGCUGCGCGACGGGGUGGCCAGCGUGGCCGAGGACGUGCUGGUGGACACCCCCAUCGCCCUGGUGCAGGUCUCGGACCGCGACGAAGGCGAGAACGGCGUGGUGACCUGCACGGUGGUGGGCGACGUGCCCUUCCAGCUGAAGCCUGCCAGCGAGGGGGAGGGCGAGCCGCAGAACAAGCGCAAGUACUUCCUGCACACCUCGGCCCCGCUCGACUACGAGGCCCUGCGGGACUACAACGUGGUCAUCGUGGCCGUCGACUCCGGCAGCCCCAGCCUCUCCAGCAACAACUCGCUACUGGUGCGGGUGGCCGACACCAAUGACAACCCGCCCAUCUUCAGCCAGCCCGUGUUGGAGGUGCCCUUCCCGGAGAACAACGCCCCGGGCGAGCGGGUGGCCACAGUGCAGGCCACGGACGCGGACAGCGGCAAGAACGCCGAGCUGGCCUACUCCCUGGAGCCCUCGCCGCUGGCGGCUGAGGCGCCCGCGGGCCUCUUCACCAUAGACCCGGACUCGGGCGACGUGCGCGUGCAGGGGGUGCUGGAUCGCGAGCAGCGGGACACGUACGAGUUCCAAGUGACGGCCCACGACAAGGGGGUGCCUUCCUUGCAGGGGUCCGCCCUGGUGGUGGUGCGGGUGGCCGACCGCAACGACAACGAGCCGCGCUUCAUGCAGGACAUCUUCACCUUCUACGUGAAGGAGAACCUGCAGCCCAACAGCCCGGUGGGCAUGGUGACCGUGAUGGACGCCGACAAGGGGCGCAACGCCCAGCUCAGCCUGGCCAUCCAGCCCGGCACGCAGGAGCCCGGCCCCGGCGCGCCCGACGGCGUCUUCUCCAUCGAGAACGACACGGGCACCAUCUACUCCACCGUCUCCUUCGACCGCGAGCUGCAGACCAGCUACACCUUCCGCGUGAAGGCGGUGGACGGCGGCGAGCCGGCGCUCUCAGCCACGGCCACCGUCUCGCUCUUCGUCAUGGACGAGAACGACAACGCGCCCGCCGUCACCUCGCCGGCCAACAGCUCCUUCACCGUCCUGCCGCCCUCCAGCAGCCCGCGCUCGGUGGUGGCGGCCGUGCGGGCCCACGACGCCGACGUGGGCCAGAACGCCGAGCUGAGCUACAGCCUGGUGGGCGGCAACCCCUUCAAGCUCUUCGAGAUCGACCCGGCCAGCGGCGUGGUCUCACUGGUGGCCAAGCUGACGCCCAAGCACUAUGGCCUGCACCGCCUGGUGGUGCAAGUCAACGACAGCGGCCAGCCGGCCCAGGCCACCACGGCGCUGCUGCACGUCUUCGUCAACGACAGCCUGGCCAACGCCAGCGCGGUGGAGAGCCAAGUGGCACGCAGCCUGCACACGCCGCUGGGCCGCGACAUCGCCGGCGACCCCAGCUACGAGCUGAGCAAGCAGCGGCUGAGCAUCGUGGUGGGCGUGGUGGCCGGCGUGAUGGCCGUCGUGCUGCUCAUCCUGGUGGUGGUCCUGGCCCGCUACUGCCGCUCCAAGGCCAAGCACGGAGGCUACGAGGCGGGCAAGAAGGACCACGAGGACUUCUUCACGCCCCAGCCCCACGACAAGGCCAAGAAGCCCAAGAAGGACCGGAAGGGCAAGAAGGGCGGCAAGCAGCCGCUGUACAGCAGCAUCGUCACCGUCGAGGCCUCCAAGCCCAACGGGCAGCGCUACGACAGCGUCCACGAGAAGCUCUCCGCCGACAGCCCGGCCCUCACCCGCUACCGCUCAGUCAACGGCGGCCCGGGCAGCCCGGAUCUGGCCCGCCAUUACAAAUCCAGCUCGCCGCUGCCCACCGUGCAGCUCCACCCCCAGUCGCCCACCGCCGGGAAAAAGCACCAGGCGGUGCAGGACCUGCCGCCAGCCAACACCUUCGUGGGCGCGGGGGACAACAUCUCCAUCGGGUCGGACCACUGCUCCGAGUACAGCUGCCAGGCCAGCAGCAAGUACAGCAAGCAGGUGGAAACAGUGCAGACCACGCAGUCCCCUGGCCACAUUGAGGAAUCGUGUAAAAUGAAUGUAUGUGCUCGUAAGUGAAAUACUCAUGAAUGGAUUUCCAACUCUUAGCCUAUGUUGGAUCAUAAAAAGACGUGACCUCUGAUCAUCAGUGUUAUUUAUGAAAUCGAUUCCCAAGAGGCGGGGGUCACUGCAAAACUGAAAACACAUUUAAAGCAAGAGCUUCUUAUUUUUCCAAAUGACUUCUGAAUCAUUCUUAUUUUUUUAAGGGAAAAAAAAGAUAUGUGCAAAUGAGUUAUUAACCAUUGACUAUUGUGAUGGUGGUAUUUUUCAGAAGAGUAAGGAUCUGAUUUAAGAGAAAUGAAGGGAUGUGAGAAAGGUUUUGUCCAAGAAAAGGGUCAGCUGUGGAUGGACAGGAUCACCAUACAGAAUCACAUUCCAUCCUACAUAGGACCAUAGACUGGAGAACAAGCUUGAUCUCCCCCUUCGAUCUGCCUGAGAAGACUGGAACACUGACAAAGAAAUUCAUUAGAGAUUUAAUUAGUAAAAUAAAUGUCUCUUAAUUUAUUGGAAGAAUUGGAGGAUGGUGGUAAUAUCAAAAUGCUUGAGUAAGAAAUUAAGUAUGCUAAGUAGGCAAAAGAUUAUUAUUAUUGUUAUUAUUGUUAUUAUUUUAAAAGAAAGCUCUAAGCAUUUGCUAGGUCAACAAAGAACAUGGUAUCUAUACCUCAGAACUGAUUCUUUGAAAUCAGAAGAAAACCCAGCAUUUAUAAUUGUGGAUGGAAAGGUAUGGAUUGGGCCUCUCCGUUUGCUGAAUCAUUGCAUGAAAAGAGAGAAUAAGAGGACUUUAUGGCAGUUAAAACAUAAAUUGUCCAGCCGGGAAGCUGAAAUAUCACAAAGUGGUCUGCUAUGAUCUAUGUAUUUUAAAACAUGUUAUUAUUAAGUCUUGGUUUAUUUAUAAUGUUAGGAAGAUUAUUGGGGUGGAAUUAAAAAAAAUAUAUUUCCCCAUUGAAAGUACCUGUCAAAAGGAAAGGAUUUCUGUUUAAUUAAAAGGGAGUCUGUAUGA